Molecule: messenger RNA, 2054 nt
Organism: Drosophila sulfurigaster albostrigata
Lineage: Eukaryota; Metazoa; Arthropoda; Insecta; Diptera; Drosophilidae
Gene: ppk9
Exons: 9
Coding region: 69-1547 (492 amino acids)
Biological process (GO): sodium ion transmembrane transport
Cellular component (GO): membrane
Molecular function (GO): ligand-gated sodium channel activity
Source: RefSeq, a predicted model, not a curated record
CUUCUAUGUUUUAGUGCAAACAAUAGACUCUAUUUAAUUAAGUAUACGCAACCGUUUCAAAGCGCCUUAUGAAUUUUACAGAGCAGCCUGAAAGUAUGCAACACGAAGAAUCGCAAAGCAACACGUCAAGAACAAUGACGAGCUGGGAUGGCAGCAACGAUUCGCUGACAGCAUCCACAGCAUCGCUGCAACAACAACGAAGUGAAACAACACCACGAGCUGGACCAGGACUUUUGCUAUUUCCCGGUACCGCUCAAAGGCAUCAUGAAAAUCAGGCAUCGAAAGCGAAUUCGACAACACUAAAUGCGAAUGCAAAUGCGAAUGUGAAUGUGAAUGCGAAUGAGAACGAAGUGGUCAUUAAUCAACGGAAACCGUAUAGCAUUCGCAGCUUUCGCCGUCCUCCGCUUUGGCAGCCCCCGCCGGCCAAGCAAACAAAGGCGGCGACAAAGGAGGCAGAGACGCCGCAGGACGGAAUUGAGAAUACAGCUUACAUAGCAAAAGCGCAGGCAUUCAUAAUCGAGUUUCUGCAAGGCUCGUCUAUACACGGUUUCAUCUAUCUGGCGAAAUUCGGGCUCAACUUUUUGGAGCGCAUGCUCUGGUUUGCAUUCAUAUGCGUUGCCCUCUUCAGCAUCAUCUCGCUGAGCCAACGCACUUGGCAGCGUUUCCAGACCUCGCCCAUGGUCAUCUCCAUGGAUCGCAACAAACUUGUGUGGAACACCAGCUUUCCAUCGCUGACCGUCUGUCCGCAUAAGCGCAUCGAUGAACUCAAAGUGGAUGACUAUAUACUUGCACACAUCGAGGAGUUCGAGGAUGACGAGGAUAAGGACAAUUUCCGGGACUUUAUUGAGAAACUUGCCAGUCUCACAUAUGACAAUUUGGAAACUCUGCCACUGAACAAGUCGUAUGGCAUCGAUAGCAGCAAUUACUUGGAUAUACUCUAUGAACUGAAAUGGCCCUUCGAACCGGAAAUCAGCAGCGGCGCCGCCGUCAAAAUGUUCAUCUACGAGACACAAACGGAGUUUGGCAUUUGCCACUCGGUCAAUUCUCUGGUCGCCAGAUACAACUCUUUUCAAUAUUGGCGUGCUAACGACUGGAAUCUGCUGGAUCAUGGGGAUCGAGUGACAGUUCAUCCGCUGGAUGGCGAGAUCUAUGCCCAGAUUAUUAAUCUCUCCACUGCUUACGAUGUCUACUUCCAUGGACCUGGCGAUGUGCCCAGCAUAUCGAAGCAACGUUACACUUUUCCCGAAAGCGAUUACACAACCGUGGAGCUAAUUGCUCUCGAAAUCUAUACGAAUGAGGAGGCGAGAGCGUUCACCACGAAACAGCGCAAGUGCCGCUUUCAAUACGAGGCCGACGAUAUGCAGACGGUGCCCAUUUAUAGCUUUGGUCUCUGCCUCUCCGAGUGUCGAAUGUUCUUUGCACUUCGCAUCUGCGGUUGUAUUCCGCACUUUUAUCGCAAUCGCUUACGCAGUGGUCGUCGCUUGCCGGUCUGUGGUCUGGAAGGCAUCGGUUGCUUGGUCAAAAUUAAACUUGUAGUUGGUCAGUAAAGAUACCAAAAGUUCCCCGAAGGAAUGUGACACUCAAAUAUUAAUGAAUAUCAAGUAGCUCGGCACUAAUCGCACAUAACAAAAUCCAUUUAUUAAUUUAAAAAUUUUCAAAUUUUUCUUCCUACUGCCUGUCGCAAAACAGGCGAAAUUAUAUCCUUAAAGUCGGACAAAUAUAAAAUCAAUUGCAAUUGCUUGAGCAACUGUGAUGACUCCAACUUCUUUGUACAAUCCUAUAGGUCGCGCGUCUGGUUCCUGGGCGCUAAUCUACAAUGGGGCAUUAUUGAUUAUCCCAAAAUGCAGCUGCGUCGCGAUGUGCUCUUCUCCUUCGCCGACGUCUUGGUUUAUAUUGGCGGUCUGGUUGGUUUCUUCCUCGGUUGCAGUGCGCUCAGCUUUACGGAGAUUAUAUAUUAUUUUACGGCACGUCUGGUGCGUCGCAUGUUCUCCAAUUAAAUGUUACUACAAUUCAAAACUCUCAUUGCAAAUAAAAUGAAAACAUUGUUUAUAGGC